AUGGAAAACCACGACAAAGACUACAAAGAUGAUGAUACCGCUUCAAUAUCAUCCGAAAUUUCUGAUCACCCAUAUAAUAGACCUGAAGAACGGCCAAAAUCCAAGACAAAGAUACCACGACCUCCAAAAUCAGAGAGUAUUGAGGAGAUGAAGAACACUGCUGGUACGGACAUGUCAAAGCUCAACCAGACAGAGCUAAGUAAGAUGAUUGGUAUCAAAUGGCGUAGUGAGAAUAUACAAGUCAAACAUAUCUAUCAGGAAAAAGCGAACGAAGCUAGGCGGGAACAUAUGCUAAAGUAUCCUAAAUACAAGUUCAGACCAAAUCGUAAGCAUGACAGAAUCGCAAAAAUUGGUACGAGAACUACUCAAAUUACCAAGACAGCCCAGAAGACUCAGAAGAAUCAUAAAAAUUUGAAAACCAAGACUCCACUGAAACAACUCUGUAGCAGUGAUGGUGAAGGUGAAGGUGAUGAUGACGACUAUGAUUACAAAUGUAGUCAACGAGCUGAACGUCAGUUACGUCGUAAUGUAAAAGUACGUGGUGAAAGACGCAAACGAUGCAAACAAGAGGAAGAAGUUCGAACGGUCGACAUAAUGCGUAAAUCCCACCAUCACAAGGGCAGCGAUGAUCGCUAUAUUCGGCCUGGAUCACCCCUGCUCUCUCUUCCCGAUCCAACCUUCACGUUACCAAUGGAAGUUGAGAAUGACAUGACCAACAUCUCAACAAACUUAGUUCACGAUUCAGAUCUAGGUAUUUAUGAUAGUAACGCUUUGGUAAAUCAAAGUGAUAACAGAAUAUCGUUUGACGAUUUCGCAUACGACCCUGAAGUAAUGUUUGCACCGGAAACUGCUACCAAUCUUGCAAAUGAAUGGGCCAACAAUAAUUACGUAUUGGGUACUGAUGUUGGAGUUGAUAAUGUUAUAGGGGUUGAUAACUACCACUAUAUCAAUGACAUAUUUGGUAACAUCCCAACAACCAAUGACAUAGCACCACUACCACCACCACCGUCUGCUUUCAAAUAUAUGAAUGAUAUGAUGGACAUCUCAUCAGUGGAUCUUGGGACUAUUUACCAAGAUGAUAGAGUUGGCAUAAGCUCCAGUUGUAGCUCUAGCAGCACUGUAUCAACUACGAGUACUACUCAUAGCUUAGAUUCUUAUGAUAAUUGUCUACCAGACUUCCUCAAUGUUGAUAUCACUGAAGGUCUGAAUGACACUCACAUUGGUGAAAGAGCUCGAUCAUUGAUUGCAGAUUACUACCUCUACGAGGAGCGAGAAGAGCAGCAACAACAGUUGCAAUUCCAACAAGAGCAUCAAGACAUUCCAACACAACAAGACAUUUUCAAAACAUUUCAACGGCAAUUGGCAGAAACUCGUACUAGAGUUAGUCAGAAUAUGACAUAA
This is a messenger RNA of Wallemia mellicola CBS 633.66, 1401 nucleotides long. RefSeq lists its product as hypothetical. Gene Ontology annotation, biological process: regulation of transcription by RNA polymerase II. The transcript is spliced from 5 exons. Lineage: Eukaryota; Fungi; Basidiomycota; Wallemiomycetes; Wallemiales; Wallemiaceae. Gene Ontology annotation, molecular function: DNA-binding transcription factor activity, RNA polymerase II-specific; RNA polymerase II cis-regulatory region sequence-specific DNA binding. The record is from RefSeq and is a predicted model, not a curated record. Gene Ontology annotation, cellular component: nucleus. Bases 1 to 1401 code for a protein of 466 amino acids.